This is a messenger RNA of Raphanus sativus (radish), 1112 nucleotides long. RefSeq lists its product as uncharacterized. The record is from RefSeq and is a predicted model, not a curated record. The transcript is spliced from 7 exons. Lineage: Eukaryota; Viridiplantae; Streptophyta; Magnoliopsida; Brassicales; Brassicaceae. The coding region runs from base 128 to 925 and encodes 265 amino acids.
CAUUAACUUAAGACUUACUUCGCGCUCUCCUUCUCUCUCUCGUUUACAUUAAACCCCCUUUCUUAUUUUUCACAGUCUCUCCAAAGAACGCAGAGAGAGGUUUCUUGAUCUGUUAAAGCUUCCCAGAAUGCCAAAUUUUCCUGGCGGUUGUACGAGCGCAGAUCAGUUCUCCAAAUACGUUUAUGAAAGAGUAAGGGAAUGCAUCUUGAGGUACAUGAGCAAGGAAGCAACUGCGACACAUCUACAAGAUCGAUAUCAAAUCCCAUACGGAUACACAGAGAGAGCUUGGUGUUAUAUCGAAAAAUUGAACCAAGAUUUCUUCAGAACCUACUUUGAGAACGGUGCACCAAAUGCAGCAGCUCUUGCUAAAGUGGCAAAACAAACCGUUCUUGCUCCUCAAAUCAAAGAAGAAACUGGAUCUUGCAAGACUCCAAAUUCGCCACCAAAGAGAGAUUCAGAUAAGGCACCUGAUACAACGUCCAGAGAGAAAGAGGAACAACUAAUGGAGUUUGUUCGAAAUCUCUUAUCACGAGUGCCUGAAGAAGCUGCGCAUCCACCACAUGAUGGUAAUGCCAUAGUCUCUGUGGAGCAGAGUUCAAGUAAAGCAGGGGGAGAGUCCCAAGCUAUCCAGAAGCCAAAGCUUGAAACUUCUCAGCAACAGCAACAGCAGCCGCUUUACCCCACAGCCGAGUUUUGGAAGAAGCUUUUGACUACUUUAGGUCAGAUUGAGAGUAAUACAGACAAAAUGGUUAAACUAAUGAGUGAUGGACAUGGAUUUGCUUCUGCUGUGGGAUCCUCCAAGAGACAGCGAGAUGAGCAAAGGAAAGAUAGAGGUGACAACGACGAAGCAGAGAAGCUGCAGGAUCAGAACAGUCAACAGCCGGAUGGACAAUCUAGGGGAAACAAGGCUGCAAAGAAACACUAGAGAGAUGAUGAGGUUCUCACAUUAUAGUCUUUUAUAUUAUAGCAGAGACACAUGUUAUGAUAGCUUAUUUUUCUUAUUGUUAUACUAGACACACUACUAGCUUAGCUACGCAAUCUAAGAAACACUGGAGAGAGAUUUUUAUGGGCUCUCUCGAGAGACAAACAUGUAAGAAGUUAAAAAAAAAAAA